CGAACAGAUGUCUCGAAUGAUGGAUGCACUUGACACUUUGUCACAAGUAGCUACGCAGCUCAAGCUAUCAGAAGCAGCUACGUCGUCUCUGCUCUGUUUCGACACCAGCUUUUUCAAUAACCCAGCUCCUCCGCUGCCUGCAAACCUGAGGCCCGAGGACCUGAAUGUUCACACCACGGUGCCCAGCGCUACCAGCGCCGACAGCAUCUACACUCAGGGAGAGCCCGUGUCGGAAUUUAGCGACCAGUCUUCGGAUUCACUCGGUAACUUUAACGCAGAAUUCAUCAUCGCCCCCGUGGCCGACUUCUGCAAACGCGAGGGCGAGGCCUCCUCCUACCCGGACACGAGUAAAGCCGGGAACCGCAUCGUGUACCGCGGUAGUGUCACCACGGCGGGAGCGGGCAGCGGAGACACAGAGCACACCGCUUCCCUGCUGACCUCGCUCAACACCAACAUCCAGAACGCCCUGAGCAUGACCCAGCAGAGCCAGCCCGAGCCGCUACCGCCAGUCUGCACCAGCCCCCUCGCCUCCCAAGCCGAGUCCGUCUCCGGCUCGCACUCGACGUGUCUCACCCCGGAGCCCGACUCCACCACCACCGCCUACACCUACCUGGCCGACACCAAGACCUACAUGGGCGCGCCUAUGGACAUGAGAAGCGGACCUUGCCUGCCCAUCUUCAGCCAGCCCGAGCCCCAGCGCAGCCUGCCCAUCAACGGUAAUGUCAAGUACCAGUGGCCAGUCAUCCCGGACUUCCCCUUCCAGCAACAGAACCAAGUGGACAAAGCGACGCCGCCGCCUCCGUACGGGGCCGAGCACAUGUUCCUGCAGAGCGGGCCGCUCCCAGACUUCGUCACCCUGACACAGAAACUCAUCAGUCAGCCCUACAGAAUGAGCCCCAGCCCCAGCAAGGCUGCGCCGGACACCGUCAUGAACAAGCAACAGGCUCGCAAAUAUCCCGACAGAAACAGCAAGACGCCCCCACAUGAGCGGCCGAACGCCUGUCCCUGUGACACCUGCGACCGGCGGUUCUCUCGCUCGGACGAACUGACGCGGCACAUCAGAAUCCACACGGGGCAGAAGCCCUUCCAGUGCCGCAUCUGCAUGCGCAACUUCAGUCGGUCCGACCACCUGACCACACACAUCAAAACCCACACGGGCGAAAAGCCGUUUCAGUGUGACACUUGUGGCCGGAAGUUCGCGCGCUCGGACGGCAGGAAGAGACACACCAAGAUUCACCUGCGGCAGAAGGGAAAGAAGGACUGCAAGACGCUGGCGUCUUCCUCCGACUCCCCGUCCACCGUCUCUGCCCCUCCCCACUCCAGCUUGCUAACUCUGCCGGUCAGCACCGUCACGACGUCGGCCUCUUAA
This is a messenger RNA of Branchiostoma belcheri (Belcher's lancelet), 1369 nucleotides long. Its product is annotated as early growth response protein 1-like. Gene Ontology annotation, biological process: regulation of transcription by RNA polymerase II. The transcript has 4 exons. Bases 8 to 1369 code for a protein of 453 amino acids. The record is from RefSeq and is a predicted model, not a curated record. Gene Ontology annotation, molecular function: RNA polymerase II cis-regulatory region sequence-specific DNA binding; DNA-binding transcription factor activity, RNA polymerase II-specific. Lineage: Eukaryota; Metazoa; Chordata; Leptocardii; Amphioxiformes; Branchiostomatidae.